This is a messenger RNA of Aspergillus calidoustus, 2088 nucleotides long. The record is from the annotation of a GenBank genome assembly. NCBI's taxonomy places the organism in Eukaryota, Fungi, Ascomycota, Eurotiomycetes, Eurotiales, Aspergillaceae.
AUGCCCUCUUACUUCUACCAUCUCGCGAUCGAUUUAUUUUCACGGCCGCAGUCCGAACUCAACACCUUUGCCAAAGACCCAUCGGUGAUAACCUCGUUAUCUUUCGACUCCGCUUGCGAGGCUCUCCUCCCCUUCCAAAAGCGCUCGUCAAUCUCUACAGACCGCGAUAUUCGCCAUCAGCUAUACAAGAAACACCGAUACUCCCCCGACUCUUCCAGUGAGAUCCGCACCCGCUCCGCACCGAACCUUAGCCCCUCCUCCUCGCCCUCCGUAUCGCCCUUCACCAAAUCACGCAUCAACGCAUCCGAGCUAGAGAAGGACCUACGACUAGACAAGAUCUUUAUCGAGCGCAUUGAUAUGGUACCUUCCGUUAGGGAGAAUCCGGUCACGACGGGUAUCGGGACCGAUAUCCUAGGAGGCCUCCGCACCAAGGGCCAGUACUUCCCACUCGACCAGAAAACUUCUGAGAGCGUCUGGGGAGUUGUACAUUUAUACCGGGAUGCCCAAGAGACUCCGUAUCUGGUCGCGGACGACUAUCCCGCCGAGCUAAAAGGAUCAUCUGCCGCAGUUGUGAGGCGAUCAUAUGCGGAACAGGAGCUUGGACGAGGUACCGGCAGCAGCAGCAAAGUGCGUCCACAGGGUGUUGAAUCUUCUUUGCAGCCUGGGGAGGACUGCAUGACGUUAUGCGUACUUGCUGUGCCGUCCUACAUGUCUGCCUCUGAUUUCCUUGGGUUCGUAGGCGAGGCGACGAUGGAUGAUGUCAGUCACUUUAGGAUGAUACGGACAGCGCGCGCGAAUCGGUAUAUGGUUUUGAUGAAAUUUCGGAGUGGUAAAAAAGCGAGAAAAUGGCAGAGGGACUGGAACGGGAAGAUUUUCAAUAGCAUGGAGCCUGAAACUUGCCAUGUCGUAUUUGUGAAGACCGUUGAGAUACAAAGUGUCGACUCGGAUUCUCAGGCUCACAUGUUGGCGUCGCAGCAAACUUCACUACCCCCGCAUACGACAGCUUCUCAGCCAGCAGCUAUAGGUUCAGCCUCGCUCUCGACAAAACCUCUCGCUCCCCCAACGCCGUCCUUGAUCGAGUUACCCACAUGCCCUGUGUGCCUUGAGCGAAUGGAUGAAACUACCGGCUUGCUGACCAUCAUAUGCCAGCACGUUUUUCACUGCACCUGUUUACAAAAGUGGAAAGGAAGCGGUUGCCCUGUCUGCCGUUAUACUCAAGACGAAUUCCGCAAACCGAGUCAAGGCCUCUCCUUUGGCGACAAUGAACCUGCCGAGUGCAGCACCUGCCAUUCGGAUAUCAACCUCUGGGUCUGCCUCAUAUGCGGCAAUGUCGGGUGCGGGCGGUACGAUAGCGCUCACGCAUUCGCGCACUAUAGUCAGACCUCACAUGCCUUUGCUAUGGACCUUUCUACACAACGUGUUUGGGAUUACGUUGGAGACGCAUAUGUGCACCGAAUCAUUCAGAGCAAGACGGACGGGAAGCUUGUGGAGCUCCCCGCGGCAGACAACAGCGCCCUCGACCCACCCGACUGGGCCGACGCAGUCCCCCGUGAAAAGCUGGAGAAUAUGAGCGUCGAAUACACGCAUCUUCUAACCAGCCAGCUUGAGAGUCAGCGAGCGUACUUUGAAGGUAUCCUCGAACGGGCUGUUGAUAAAGCCUCGCAGGCCAGCGCAGCAGCGGCAUCCGCCCAGGAAGCCGCAGAUACUGCCACCGCCACCCUUCGCAGCGUCGAAGGUAACUACGAUAAGCUAUGCAACGAAACUGUACCCAACUUGGAACGUGAUAAAGCACGAGCAGAGAAACGCGCGGAAAAGUUCGAGACGAUGGCGCGCAAGAUGGAGCGCGAGUGGCGCGAGGAGAAAACUAUUAAUGAGAGCUUGAUGGAGCGGAUCGAGCAUCUCACGGCGGAAGUUGAGACUCUCAAGGCGGCAAAUAUUGAUCUUACCGAGCAGAAUCGGGACUUGACGUUUUUCAUCAGCGGAUCCGAGAAGCUGAAAGAUCAGGGUGAAGAGGUUGUUCAGGGGACUGUUAGCGUUCCUGACCCUCCGAGCGGUUCGAAGAAGAAGGGAAAGGGGAGGAGGAAGUAA